Messenger RNA from Dendroctonus ponderosae (mountain pine beetle), 1435 nucleotides. RefSeq names its product tetraspanin-7. The coding region runs from base 415 to 1227 and encodes 270 amino acids. The transcript is spliced from 5 exons. The record is from RefSeq and is a predicted model, not a curated record. Gene Ontology annotation, cellular component: membrane. Lineage: Eukaryota; Metazoa; Arthropoda; Insecta; Coleoptera; Curculionidae.
GGAGAUGUUUGUUCAGGACGAAUCAUUGAGACGAUUCGUGUUUUGUGGCAUUUUCAUAAGUAUGCGUGCGUUUGGUCCCCAGAUCACCCGUUUUAGCGCAAAAAGUACGGAAUGUGGCUUCGGAAUUAAACGCAGAGAAAAAUCCCAAAAGUUCCAACUGGUGUAGUAAAAGACUAAAGUACCCACGUAUCAAUGCGAUAAAACCUAAAUUCAUCAGAUGUCUGGCUGAAUGGUGGAAACUGGUUUUAGCGCUGAAAUACCGAAAUAAUUUUACAAUACUCAAAUCGCUUUUAAAUUUGUGUAAAGCAGAACUAACUCUGAAGCACUAAGUUUCAUUUUAUUCUAGCAAGACCCAGAAUGGUCCAAGGGGAUGGUGUUAAGAAGUAAUAGCACAUUUUAAAAACCUGGAAUAGAAUGGCAGAAGAAAUUAAUUCCACCGAACAAAAACCCUUUAAAUAUGCUGCCAGAUGCACGAUUGCAGAGGCCAUGCUAAUUUUCUCCAGCUGUCUCGUUGCAUUCGUAGGAGUGAGUCUUCUUGGUCUAAGCAUAUGGUCGCUUGCAUGGAAAUUACUCGCUUACAGCUACUUCAUGGACAUAAUAACGGAUCCGACUUUUUUCAACAUUCCUGCUGCUCUAAUUGGGCUUCCUUCUAUAUUUUUGACUAUAGCUAUCCGACGAAAUCAAUUUAGCCAUUUGUUAAUCUUCCUUGUUCUGCAAAUGAUCGCCAUUGUACUUCUCUUCACAGGAUACUCUAUAGGAACAAAGUACAAGCUUCUAGGUAAUGAUGAUAUCCUGCGCUUGGGGCCAACGGUGCCAACUAAUUUGCUCAACAACACCCUAUAUGAUGUUAUUCAAACAUAUGAAGAAACCUUGGAGAAUAAUGUCACACUUGACGGUAUUCAGUCCAAAUUCGGAUGCUGUGGAGUGAUUAACAUUUAUGACUUUGGGAACUUGUCUCUUGGUAUUCCAACGUCCUGCUGUCCAAAUAGUGAUUGCAACCAAGGCAUUUACCCCUGGGGCUGUCGACGAAGAAUCCAAGAAAACGUUGCGUGGCACACAAACGUAACUUUAUCUAUAACUCAGCUACUGAUUCUGAUGGUUGUAAGUACCAAAAUCAGCUGCAUUUUAUUCCACAAUCCGAAAAUCGUAUAUGUUUUAGUUCUUCAAUGCUGCAAUGAUCGGGAGCGUAUUCAUAUCAGAUUACUACAAAUGACUAGCAGCGCAUAAAGCAAGACAAUAUACAUAGAUAACAAAAUUGUAUAUAUUGCGAACUUAACUAAGAACAAUAACAGACGCCAAAGACUUUAGAUUUACUAUUACUUCACAUUUUCGCAUUCUGCCCAGUUUGGUAGGAAAACGGAAAGCAGAAAAUGGAGAUUAGCUAUUAGAGAUGUGAACAUUUGCUAAUACAUACGUUAAGCAAGUAAAGCAGCAA